UAUUAUAUUUUUCUACAUUUUAGAUACAUAGAAACACUACAUUUUCAUUUAUGUGACAUUAAGCGUACAGUUCAAUGUUAUCUCAAAAAUCUGUGAAAAAAGAAGCAGAAGGAAAGUCAUCCAUUAUGUAUCGUAUAGCAUUACAAAGACGUUUUCUGUACAUCAAAAGAAUAUUUAAAAUACGACACAUGGAUUUUGAAUUUGCCAUUUGGCAAAUGGUUUAUUUGAUCAUCGCCCCAAAGAAAGUGUAUCGAAACUUUUCGUACCACCAAGAGACUAAGAGACAAUGGGCCAGAGAUGAUCCUGCUUUCUUAGUUCUGCUAAGUGCAUGGCUGUUUUUUUCUUCAAUAAUAUUUGCAGUUGUGUUGAAGUUAAGUUUUGUUGGGUUUAUAAAGUUAUUGUUUUGGGUGAUAUUUGUGGAUUGUAUUGGUUUUGGUUUGAUUGUUGCUGGUUUGUUGUCAUUAUUUGCAAACAAGUAUCUUCGUUUUCCUGGAGGUGAAAAGCACAGAGAAAAAGUGGAGUUUGGAUAUGCAUUCGAUGUCCAUUUAAAUGCAUUUUUCCCACUCCUAUUAAUGCUGCAUGUGGUUCAACUAAUGUAUUUCCUUUUUGUUCCUACUUCCUUCAGCGCAAGAUUUUUCGGAAAUUCGAUAUGGUUAAUUGCUUUGUUUUAUUACUUUUACAUAACUUUCCUGGGUUACAGUGCUCUUCCAUUUUUAAAAGGCACUGUUUCCCUUCUUUUCCCAAUUGUUGGUGUAGUAUUGUUUUAUUUGGUUUCACUUAUUUAUCCAUCGUUAAAUCUGAGUCACAUGUUAAUGGACUUUUAUCGACUUCGAGUGUCACAUUAUGCUGUAUGAAUAACAUUAUUAAUUAUUAAACUGGUUUGACUUUUGGAUGAUUUUAUUGUUGUUUGCAGUGUGUUUUUAGGGGUGUUGCAUUAAACUUAUUUUAACUUCAAUACACUGGCUUUAAAGGUAUAGCCUAUGAAAGUCAUGGAUGUUAUCUAUUUUUCAUUGUUUGCUAUCUGUAACUAGAAUUAAUAUUUAUUAUAUAAACUAUUUUCUGUACCGGUCUGUUUUUGUUUUUUUCUGUAAUGGUCUGAAACAUCAAAUGUGAACAAAUAUGCUGGGUGGAUUACAUUAAAUUAUAACCUGUUGACAUUUGACUUGGUUUCUUUGUUAUUUUUAAAUUUUUUGCACACCACCAUUUUUACAUAUCUAACAAAGUAUUUUUAUUGCGCAUCAGUCGCAUGAUUAAAAAUGUAGUGUAUAAUAUUGUUUCUUUAGUCUUUGUUUUUGGAAAUAAUUUCUUCUCUAUUUCA
Molecule: messenger RNA, 1318 nt
Organism: Hydractinia symbiolongicarpus
Lineage: Eukaryota; Metazoa; Cnidaria; Hydrozoa; Anthoathecata; Hydractiniidae
Product: protein unc-50 homolog
Exons: 1
Coding region: 75-854 (259 amino acids)
Cellular component (GO): Golgi membrane
Source: RefSeq, a predicted model, not a curated record